Molecule: messenger RNA, 873 nt
Organism: Prunus armeniaca (apricot)
Lineage: Eukaryota; Viridiplantae; Streptophyta; Magnoliopsida; Rosales; Rosaceae
Source: the annotation of a GenBank genome assembly
AUGGUCAGUCCUUGGCCAUUCGCCCAAUGGGGACUUGACCUCAUUGGACCUAUGCCUGAGGGCAAGGGCCAAGUCAAGUAUGCAGUUGUAGCUGUGGACUACUUCACCAAGUGGGCUGAAGCUGAGGCCUUAGCCACCAUCACUGCAGCCCGCAUCGAAACUUUUGUUUGGCAAAACAUCGUAUGUCGCUUCAGCAUCCCCAACACCAUCGUCACGGACAAUGGCCGACAAUUUGACAAUGCCAAGUUCAAACAAUUUUGUUCCAACCUCAAGAUACGUCUUUGCUUCGCCUCCCUAGCCCAUCCUCAAUCUAAUGGCCAGGUGGAAGCCGUGAACAAGAUCAUCAAGAAAACUCUAAAAACCAAGCUUGACAAAGCUAAGGGUUGCUGGCCAGAGCUACUCCCAGAGGUUCUCUGGUCCUACCGCACCACCUUCCGUGCCUUAACAGGAGAAACACCGUUCUCCCUUUCCUUUGAUACUGAAGCCAUGUCACUAGUGGAGAUUGGCCAGCCCAAAUAUCGAACCUCCACUUAUGAGGCCGAAGCCAAUGACGAGCAGCUAGCCCUGAACCUUGACUUCAUUGACGACCUUCGUGACCAAUCCAACAUGCGCAAUGUCGCGUACAAACAGCACAUCGCUAAGUAUUACGACUCCCGAGUCAAGCCCCGUGCUUUCAAACUUGGGGACUGGGUCAUGCGCAAGGUUUUCUUGGCCACUAAGAAUCGCACUGAAGGUACCUUAGGACCUACGUGGGAAGGUCCUUAUGAGGUUACCAAACUCUGCCGACCCGGCGCAUAUCAGCUUCACGAUCCCAAGGGCAAGACCUUGCCACAUCCUUGGAAUGCUGCUCAUCUCAAAUACUUCUAUAAGUAA